AUGCCACUUCCGCUCCUGCGCCCUGAAGCCCGCUUGGCCCCGCCCCCGCCUCCGGGCUCCGGCUCCGCUUGUUGAGCCCCUCGGGCCCCGCCGGGGCCGAGAGGGAGCGAGCGAGCCGGGUAGGAAGCGAGGGCGGGAGCGGCCGAGCCUGCGUCCCCAACAGACAUAACAUGAUUGGACUUGGCUGGUUGAUAACAUCCCUUCUGGCUCUAAAUCUUAUGACACCUUGAGAAAGACUUGCCAAGAUAGUAUUCAAGAGGGUGUCCUGACUAUUGCCGGCAGGAGAGCAGUAAAACUGUUUUCAGAAAAGUCAGAGAGGAAAAUCAUAAAUAUUUGCAGCUCUGGACACUGCAGCAUAAACCGAAAACAUGGAAGAGAAUAAGCAAUCAUUUGUCCCCCCUACUACUAUGUUUGCUGAUAAGAGUUUGAUCCUGUGGACUCUCUGCUCAGUGUUGGUGCCUGUGCUGAUCACCUUGUGGUGUAACUACCAGAGAUCCCGGAGGCAGCUUUACCAUAAGGACAUUUUCUGCAAGAGCAAACACAACUGGCAGGACACAGACCUUUUCAGCCAACCGACCUACUGCUGUGUGUGCUCCCAGCACAUCCUCCAGGGUGCCUUUUGUAACUGUUGUGGGCUGUGCAGUGGGGAAGAUUGCCUCAAGAAAGCAGAUCGCCAGUUCCAGUGCAAAGAGAUCAUGCUGAGAAGUAAUGAGAAUGACCAGAAUGGCAUGCCACACCAUUGGAUCCGUGGCAAUGUCCCUCUCUGCAGUUACUGUCUCAUUUGCAAGCUGCAAUGUGGAAACCAACCCAAGCUCUGCGAUUACAGGUGCAUUUGGUGUCAGCGCACAGUACAUGAUGAGUGUUUGGAAAGCCUAGAGGGUGAAAAGUGUGAUUUUGGAGAAUUCAAAAGUCUCAUCAUUCCCCCAGGUUAUCUGAAUGACAUCAGUGAGAUGCAUAAGAACAAAAAUAUUGAUUAUGGAAAGUUAGCCUUGCCCUUUGGAACUCACUGGAGCCCAAUAAUCAUCCUAGCCAAUACUCGUAGUGGAAAUAACAUGGGAGAAGGCCUACUGGGAGAAUUUAAGAUGCUACUAAACCCAGUUCAGGUUUUUGAUUUGACUAAAGUCCCCCCUGCCAAGGCCUUGCAGCUUUGCAUUCUUCUUCCUGAUAAUUGUGCUCGAGUCCUUGUGUGUGGUGGGGAUGGCACCAUAGGCUGGGUCCUGGAUGCAAUUGAUGAAAUGAAGAUCAAGGGGCAAGAACAGUAUAUUCCACAAGUUGCAAUCUUGCCUCUCGGGACAGGCAAUGAUCUGGCCAAUACAUUGGGCUGGGGUGCAGGAUAUGCUGGUGAAAUUCCAGUGGCACAGGUCUUAAGAAAUGUAAUGGAAGCAGAUGGAAUUGAACUAGAUCGGUGGAAGAUCCAGAUAAUGAAGAGAGGAUAUUAUCAUUUAAGAACGCCAAAGGUGUUCACAAUGAACAACUACUUUUCUGUUGGACCUGAUGCUCUCAUGGCUCUAAAUUUUCAUGUUCACCGUGAGAAGACGCCAUCCCUGUUUUCUAGCAGAAUUAUUAAUAAGGCUGUUUAUUUAUUCUAUGGAACCAAAGAUUGUUUGGUGCAAGAAUGUAAAGAUCUCAAUAAAAAAGUUGAGCUAGAGUUGGAUGGUGAGCGAGUAGACCUGCCUAAUUUGGAAGGAAUCAUAGUUCUCAAUAUUGGAUACUGGGGAGGUGGCUGCAGACUGUGGGAAGGAAUGGGAGAUGAGACUUAUCCUCUCGCCAGGCAUGAUGAUGGGUUAUUGGAAGUAGUUGGAGUGUAUGGAUCUUUCCACUGUGCUCAGAUUCAAGUGAAAUUGGCUAAUCCUGUCCGAAUAGGACAGGCACAUACAGUUCGGUUGAUUUUGAAGAGUUCAAAGAUGCCAAUGCAGGUAGAUGGAGAACCUUGGGCCCAAGGUCCCUGCACUGUUACCAUAACACAUAAGACACGUGCAAAGAUGUUGUAUUAUGCUGGAGAGCAAACCGAUGACGAUGCCUCCAGCACAUCAGAUCAGGAACACACCCGAGAGACUGAAGCUACCGAUGAGGACCUGUAAUUGUCUACACAAGGCCAGCCAGCAAGAUCUUAAUCCAUUCUUCAGUUUCUUUAGAAUGGGGUGGGUGUGUGUGUGUGUGUGUGUGUGUGUAUGUAUGUAUGUAUGUAUGUGUGUGUGAGAGAGAGAGAACAAAGAAAGCAGAAAAAAGCAAAAGAAAAGAAAAAAGACUGAAGAAAGCUAAGCUUUUAAUUACUUGCAAAAACUCAAUCCUUAAUUUCAGCAAAAUACUUCCAUUGUAUGCUCUUCAACUAAAAGUUAUAGGAAGUUAUACCGUUUGCAGAAAUGUAUUUUUAUUUUCAUUGUUGUAUGUUUUUCAGUGAGAGUCACUCUUUUAAGUCUAUACAGUUUUGUUCUAUUUUUUCUUGUAGCAUGUGUCUGGUGUGCACAUUUUAGGUGCAUCAAGGUGUGAUCUAAAAAACCAGAAUUCUUCUCCUUUAUCAUUUUUAAUUGAUAGCAUUGGAACAUUUAAAAACUUACCUAUUACUUUUAUGGAAAUGCACUGAUUUAAGCUAGGACUGCGUAAAAUUUUAAGGAACUUCUAAGCACUGAUUAAAAUGUCCAUCUACUUGGCUACACUCUAUGUUAGCUGAAGAUUCCUGUAUUCCCAGGCUGAAGGUUCAUCCACAAAUAGUAAUUCUAAGAAACUAAAAAAAGAUUGCCAUUUAAGAAGGAUGGCGCCUUUAAAUUUUAUUAUUGGAACCUUUUCAAACAGUAAGCCAAUGACCAUGUUUUAGUUGGUUAACCAACUCUGAUAACUUAAAAGCUUGGUUUGAGAAUUACUGAAACAUUGUCAUAGCCAAAACAAAAUAAAUUAGGAGAAAAUCAACAAUUUUAAUUGAAUACUUUGUGUGAGCACUGUUAAACCCAUUGAAAACACAUCAGAAUCUCUGCUUGUCACUUCACUUUCUUCUAGAUGGUAAUUUGAAGAGUCAUUGAAAUUUUAAGUUAGAUUUUAAAAUAUGCAAGUGAAGUUUGUUAAACAAGUACUGUCCAACAAGAACAGUUGACAUGCUACAUGCAAUAGCAAGUUUUAAGAAAAAAUACAGGAGUGUGGUAAGUAGGGAUUUUUAAUAUUCUUAGAUAUUUUAAAAUAAAUGUUCUUGAUUUUUUUUCCCCUUAAAAAUGAAUGUUUACAUCUUAUGAUUCGUUUGAAAUGAGAAAUAUGUAUACAUAUAUUUUUUUUACUUAUUUAUUUGCCUGGUAUGUGUCUAUUUGUGCAAUGCACAUCAGUUUGUUUAAUACUAUGGUAGCUGCUUCCAUUGAAUUGAAAUUUGUCCAAUUGAAAUGAAAUCCAGCCCAGUAACUGCUUAAGGAAACUCAUAGCUCUUGCUUGAAUGGGUAACCAAAGCUUAUCUAAAUAUUUUUGUUCUCCAGUUAUACCCUUCCAGAAAACUUAGAAAAAAAUUAAAAGCACUUGCAAAAAAAUUAAAAGCACUUGCAAAUGACUUUGGAGUAACUGGUAUAUCUGGAAACCAUGUUUUAUACUGUAUUGUGUCAUCCAGCCUUUGUAUUGCCAUAUUUUACUAUGGUCCCAGGGUUGUCCAAGAAGGAGCACACUUUGGUGAUUUCCAGCAGGUCAGCCUUUCCUUUUUCCAUCCAGCCUUUUGUGUCAUGACAAAGUCUUGACAAUUUUUAGAAGAGGGAUGCUUGUUUCUCUUUGACAUCAGCCUCAGAGUAUUAGGAAUGUACCUUGGACAACCCAAACACUUUAGCUUCUUUUAGUAAUUGAGCAUGAGUGUCUGUUUAAACCCUUUCUGGGACCUACUUAUAUUUCCAACUUGUACUGGCUUUGAGGGAGUGUGAACUACAUGUGCCCUUUUUAUUCAUCCUAACCUUAUCUGUAAAGAUCCCCCGUUCUAGCACUGGAAAAUUUGGUGAAGGAUUUUUAUCAUGGUGGUGGUAGAAUUUCACAGGUUUGGUUUUUUCUUUUGUUUUAUUUUCUGGUUUAUUAAUCAUGUUAUGAGUAUAAUGAAAUUUGGCUUAUGACCUGUUCCAUAAUUAAAAUUCUGUCCUGGGCCACUAGCACAUUUCAUGAUUGAAGCAUCCUUUUCCUGGAGUUUAUAGUGCAAAGGGUGGAGAGCAAAGGAACUAGUUAGUUGAAUGUUUUUCUCAUUUGGCAAUCUUACAUUUAUAAUUUUCUCUCAAACAAUCGUAAUUGAAACUCAGACCACUGCAUAAAAUAACUUAAGAACUGUUUAUUAAACAGUCAUCUGGUAGAUUUUGAAAUAGUCCUAUAUCUUAACUAGUUAAUCCAUUCAUUCUCUUUCCUUAUACAUACCAUUUUCCAGUGUCAUUUCCAGUGUCACUCAAAUGAAGAUUUUAAACAAAAUUUGUUAUUUAAAAAGUUAUUUCAGGAUGUCAUUGUGUAUUAAGGAGAGAAAAUGAUCUACAAAAAGUAUUCCUGUUUUAUUUCAACAAAAUAUGCCUAAGUCUCUGAACAUAUUAUCAAGCAGUAUAAUUGUAUAUAGAGGUGAAAAUACACAAGAAAAUCUGAUUAACAAAAUUCAAAAUGGCAUAGCCUGAUCUUAAGAGAGUGAUUGUAUAACAAGGGAUGUUUUCAUUUCACAAAACUAUUCAAGAUGCACUCUCUUUGUACAUUGAAAAAAAUGCUUUUAUAUACUCCUUAUCCUUCUAAAAAAAAAAAAAUCAACUUAUAAUUUCUCAGAAAGAGAACAUUUGUGCAAAAUGAGUAUAUAUCCAAAUUCCUCUCAUCUUUCACUGUCCUGAUACAUCUCUAAUUCCCAGUGAGUGUAAUUACUUGAAAACUUUUAAGGCGCUCACACUUCCCUUUGCCAUGACCUUUAAUUAAAUAGGACUAUAGUCAUUUAAAAUUGGUUUUUUUAAGUUGUUGGAUUGAUUUUUUUAAAAAAGAUUAUCUGAUAAUAAGAGUACCACCAGCUUUUAUUUUAUUAUCUAAGGUGUUUGUUUUCUGUAGAUAUUAGCAGUAAAUUUACUAACAUUUUUAGAAUUUUUAUAGUCAAAGUGGUUUAUUUUUUAUUGCUUUACAGUCUGUCAUAGAAAUGUAUAGUAGUUGUAUUUUGAAAUACCAUAGCUUACUUGGUAUUAUAAAAUACUGUGACUCACAAGCCAAGUCCUCUUUGCCAUGUAAACAUAGAAACUACUAGCAUGUCAAAAGUGAAAACAUAUUUCUUUUUUUUGGAAAUACUUUACAGUUGUAAUAUAAGUAAAUUUUUUAUUUUGAUAUGUAGUAUGAAAUUUUAAUAUUGCACUAAAUAGAAUGACUUAAACCUGUAUCAUUUCAACAGAUUACAAUAGAUCUGAAUGCAUAACUUUUGUUUGUCCCAAAUGAGCAGUGAAAGGGGUAAAGUUUCCAUACCCAACACUGUUAACAGAGAAGAGAGAAUCAGCACUUUAUUUAGACAUAAACCUUUCUGGCAAAUCUGAGGAGAUAAGAAUGUGGCGUAAUAGAGUUUAAGAAAACUAAGCAGAAACUUUAAGGAGGACGGAGAGGGGGGCAGUUUAACGCCCUUUUUCUUACUCCAGCUCAAGCUCUGUAAACCAUUCUGAGACACAAGUACCAAGAGUAUGAUUUGUUUUGCUUUGUAUUUUAAAGAAACUGACAAACUUGCUAUGGUACUUGCCCUUAGGGCUUAUGACCCCUAUAUCUUCUGUUCCCAUAACUGUUCAGAAAGACUGCAAAAUCUAAAAGCACAUCAAUUGUAUUUAAAAUCUAGUUGAAAAGCUGACUGAUUUUACUUUUUCUCAGACACUGAAAUCAUUCUUUCUAAGACAGGGUGGGAAAGACGAAUAUGCUUGAUAGGAAACCUAAAACAUUGUGUGAUUGGUAACUUGUGACUUAUAUACUGUUAUUUUCAGUCUUUUAUUUGACCUUGCAUUUUUUAUUUAUAUUAAGUUUUUCCUCUUUUUUGGUUUUGUUUGAGGUUCUCUGGAGCAGUGGUUAAGCUAGCCACUUUGUAAUGUUAAGAUAUUUGUUGAGUAGUAAAGCACUGACUUUAGCCUAUUCCCUUCUUCCUUUGUUCUAGUAAAGUGCAGGAGUAAUUGAUUAAUUUGUUUUCUGUUAUUUUUAGAUAUGUAAAUUAAUAUUUAUUUAUUUAAAACACCAGUGACAAUAAACCAGUUAACUGCUGCAUUCUGCUUUUGUUAUGUUGGGUCUGUACUGUUGCAUUGUAUGAGUAAGACAGCAAAAAUGUGAAUUAAAACAUUUUAAUACACAUCUUCAGAAGAAUAAACUACCUUUAAA
Molecule: messenger RNA, 6303 nt
Organism: Sarcophilus harrisii (Tasmanian devil)
Lineage: Eukaryota; Metazoa; Chordata; Mammalia; Dasyuromorphia; Dasyuridae
Gene: DGKE
Product: diacylglycerol kinase epsilon
Exons: 14
Coding region: 369-2081 (570 amino acids)
Molecular function (GO): ATP-dependent diacylglycerol kinase activity
Source: RefSeq, a predicted model, not a curated record